This is a messenger RNA of Pyricularia oryzae 70-15, 1219 nucleotides long. Its product is annotated as cytochrome b5. Gene Ontology annotation, molecular function: heme binding. Gene Ontology annotation, cellular component: intracellular membrane-bounded organelle; endoplasmic reticulum membrane. Lineage: Eukaryota; Fungi; Ascomycota; Sordariomycetes; Magnaporthales; Pyriculariaceae. The transcript is spliced from 3 exons. Gene Ontology annotation, biological process: sterol biosynthetic process. Bases 285 to 704 code for a protein of 139 amino acids. The record is from RefSeq and is a predicted model, not a curated record.
GGGGUCUGUUCUACUCCGAAUCCGACGUACCAGAAGCUAAACCUUCUUUUCUACAAUAGGUCGGACUUACUUGUGCCAACUGUCCAAUCCUAUCUAACUCCGGUCCCAUCUCACACCCGGUAUUGUCGGACGUCCUUACCCAGCCAGCCAAACUAAAAUCUCUACGAGCAAAAGCCUCGCACAAACCAUUCCGUCUUCACCAGUGGAAGCGAUCCAAAAGAGACCCCAAAUAAGCCUAGACGCGACAAGCCAAAAAAAAAGAAGAAAAAAAAAAUACAGACAAAAUGGCCGAGAAGACGUUCACGUACCAGGAUGUUGCUGAGCACAACACCAAGAAGGACCUCUUCAUGGUGAUCCACGACAAGGUCUACGAUGCCACCAAGUUUGUCGACGAGCACCCUGGUGGCGAGGAGGUCAUGCUGGAUGUAGGCGGUCAGGAUGCGACGGAGGCUUUCGAGGAUGUCGGCCACAGCGACGAGGCCCGCGAGACACUAGACACUCUACUCGUUGGCAAGCUCGAGCGCAAGGCUGGCGACCCUACACCUAAGACACACAACUCGGGCUCUCUGGCACCACAGGCCCAAACGGGCGCCGCUUCGGGCAUGGGCAUUGGGCUGUACGCAGUUAUCCUCAUCGGUGGUCUCGCCGCCUACGCCGCCUACCAGUACCUGCAGCAGCAGCAGCAGCAAACAGCCUCCGCUUAGGUUGGCUUGCUUUUGUUGUUUACAGAAUAUAGUUAAAUGCGCGAUGAGGCGGAUUAAAGACCGUGACGAUGCAGGACAAUAUAAAGCUUGUGCGGUUGCGCUUUACAGACCUUGCAUGUUUUUGUUUUUACCUUGACGUGUACGGUCUCUUCUCGGGUCUCAUUCUGGGUCUCUUUCUGGGUCUCUUUCUGGGUCUCCUCCCAGGCCUACCUUGAAAUGUAUGGUCUCUUCCAAUGUCAUGAAAGGAUGCCUGCCAGAAAAAGAAAGAAAAAAAGAUGUGACUAGGUAUGGCGCAACCGCCUGAUUUGAGAUGUGGAUUGGUGUGGCUUGCCAUUGUUUUUGUCGCACCAACCUUCCGAGACGGGGUUUUUGAGCGAGUCGAGAUACCGCCCUUGAAAAGAUAGCGAUUUUUUAAUAGACCCAGACUUACCUUAACAGACUUGCAGUAGAGCCGAAGUUCUAAUGUGGACAGUAAGGGAACGUGUUCUCCGGAAGGGUGCAUACGGUUUGCAUAU